Messenger RNA from Acanthisitta chloris (rifleman), 126 nucleotides. It is a transcript of the gene GNG10, whose product is annotated as guanine nucleotide binding protein (G protein), gamma 10. The annotation marks the transcript as partial. Gene Ontology annotation, molecular function: G-protein beta-subunit binding. The record is from RefSeq and is a predicted model, not a curated record. Gene Ontology annotation, cellular component: heterotrimeric G-protein complex. The transcript has a single exon. Gene Ontology annotation, biological process: G protein-coupled receptor signaling pathway. NCBI's taxonomy places the organism in Eukaryota, Metazoa, Chordata, Aves, Passeriformes, Acanthisittidae.
GUCUCUCAGGCAGCUGCAGAACUCCAGCAGUACUGUAUGCAAAAUGCCUGCAAGGAUGGCUUGCUCGUUGGGGUUCCUGCAGGGAGCAAUCCCUUCCGAGAACCUCGAUCCUGUGCUCUCCUGUGA